Messenger RNA from Acaulospora morrowiae, 843 nucleotides. The record is from the annotation of a GenBank genome assembly. NCBI's taxonomy places the organism in Eukaryota, Fungi, Glomeromycota, Glomeromycetes, Diversisporales, Acaulosporaceae.
AUGGGUAGACCUACAAAACGUACACAACUUUGCCGUAAACUUGCCAAUAAAAAAAAAAAGUCGAAGUCUUUUAAUAAUACAGUAUUUCAUAAUUAUUCUGUUAAUAAUGAUUUUACUGAUUAUUUCACUGAUAUAACUGAAGAAAGCAGUAACGAAUCAGAAGUUGAAGAUUGGAAUGAUGAUCAAUUGAAUGAAGAAGCUGAAGAUUUGUUUAAAAAAAAUGGACAAACUUUACUUAACUAUUUUAAUAAUAUUCCUUCUACUAGUGCGAACAUAUCAAAAAAAAAAUCUUAUGAUAGUGAACAGUUAAAAAAAGCAAUUUUUGAUAUUAAUAAUAUUAAAUUAGACAAAGAAAUAAGUCCAGGACAAAAACUUCGUAUAGAAGCAAUUAAGUAUUAUUUACAACUUCAACAAAAUGGUCAAGGUAAAGUUAAUGCUAGUUUAAUUAUUGCACAAUUGUUUAACCGUGGUGAAUGGUUUGCAAAAUGUGUUCGUAGUUGGGGAAAUACAUUUAUUAAUUUUAGAACUAUUCCAAAAAGUAAACGUGGUCAGCAUUUUCAUAUUAGAAAUAUUUUAAAUGAUGAAAAUGUUCAUUCAAAGAUGAUAUCUUUUUUAAGAGAACAUAAAUUUGAUAUAACACCACAUCAAGUUUGUGAAUAUUUUUCAAAUGAUAUUGCACCUUCAUUAGGUUUAAAAGGACCACAAGCAGAAUUUGUUGUUAAAAAAUAUAAAAGUCAUAGAACUGUUCCCGAUACAAUUCUUAAAGAGUUUGAUAGCGAAUUUAAAGAUCAAGCGGAAUCACAAGAAUUUCCUCCAAAUAUCCUUCCCUCUUCAUUACUUUAA